Akanthomyces muscarius is the source of this 2565-nucleotide messenger RNA. RefSeq lists its product as uncharacterized. The record is from RefSeq and is a predicted model, not a curated record. NCBI's taxonomy places the organism in Eukaryota, Fungi, Ascomycota, Sordariomycetes, Hypocreales, Cordycipitaceae. Gene Ontology annotation, biological process: septin cytoskeleton organization. Gene Ontology annotation, cellular component: cell division site; endocytic vesicle; plasma membrane. The transcript is spliced from 6 exons. The coding region runs from base 1 to 2565 and encodes 854 amino acids.
AUGGACAGGACCGAGUACCCGGCCAUGCUGCCGCAUCUCACGCCGAAUCAGGCCGCACAAGUCCUCAACGACCGAAUCAAGCGCAUCGGCAAGGUAAACAAUGAGAUAGCCGACUGGCUCCAGGAGCGCCGUCGCAUCGAAGAACAAUACGUCGCAGGCCUGCGCAAGCUUGCCCAAUUUAAAGUCCCCAAUGCGCAGUCGGAGCUUGGCGUCUUCCAAACGCCUUGGGCUCGCAUCCUUGGUGCCGUCGAGCGCAUCGCGCAGUCUCACCUUCAAUUCGCCGACGGCAUUGAGCGAGACGUCGCGGAGCCUCUCCGCGACUUCCAGCAGCGAAGCGAUGUGCAGAAUAUAAAUACAAUCUCGGCCAACCUGACCAACCUCGGCAGGGACCUCGAAGACGCCCGCGACAAGGCCGGCAAGCUGAACAAAAAAGGUGGCAAGACCAACGCCCAGAAAAUCGACGCUGCUUCUACGAAACUCGAGUCGGCUCAGCAGGAGUGGGAUUCCCAGGCUCCCUUUGUAUUCGAGACGCUGCAAGCUCUCGACGAGUCCCGCGUCAACCAGCUCCGAGACGCUCUCACACAGUACCAGACUCACGAAUCCGAUCAGGCGCAACGAACACAAACCAUCGCCGGGGAGACGCUUGCCGUCACCAUUGAGAUUGAAACAGAGUCGGAGAUCCGGGGGUUUGUCCACGGUACCGUUGGUGACCGACCGGCUGCUCCGACGAGAAGUUCGACUCGACGCUCGUCCGUUGGAGCCGCUGCGAAUAACGCUUUCCAAGCUCCGGCCACGCCGUCCCGCGAAAAUACCAUGAACAGCAUUAACAAUAACAACAACCUCACCCCUACGCCCUCUGUGCCGCAAUCAGUGCCCGAAGAGGACUCCUUUGAUCAAUCACCGGCGCCUCAAAAAGAAUCCAAGCUCCGACGACUCGGUACGAUCCUCGGCGGACGACGUCGCCAGAGUGUGCACGGUGGCUUCGGGCAGCUUGGGUCUCAAAAGGCUGCCGCUCCCAACUUCGGACGCCUUGGCAGCAGCGGGCGCGGCAUCUCACCCCGGGCCUCUGCGAGCAACCUGACCGAAUCAAACAGACUAUCUUCGCUCGCUGAAGAUGCACCCGACUCCCCCAUUCGUCCCAAGACUGGCGGCGACAGGCCCAACGGCCACGCCAACGUCGACGCCGACGCCCCGGCCCUGCCAAUACUUGCCGCCACCAAUGGAUCGCUGAUGGACAACGCCGAGCCCUCACAAGCCCAUGCUGCCCAAGUGUCAUCGCCACAAAAGGAUGCCGAGGGCUUCUCUGUCAGAGCGCCCAUGCACGAUCCAAUAAGCGAGGCGCAAAGAGAAGCUGCGAGUGAUGAUCCUGACCAGCCGUUUAAGCUGAGCAUCCAGAAUCAGCCCAUCUCCGAGGAAGACCCCGAAGAGAAGCUGGCUGCCUUGUCCAGCGUGGCCAACACUCUCAAGCUCAACUCGACGACGGCGCAGCGCUCUCGCACGGUCCGCGGCCGCCGGGACGUUAGGAACACCAUUUACAACCCGGCGAGCGGCCUGCCCGAAGCGCUGUCCGACAGCUCCCUGGCCUCGCUCCCAUCGCCGAAGCCCAUUGCGGCUUCGACUCUGACCUCGGAACCCAGCAUCACCGGCGUCUCUGAUUCGCAGUCUGUCCGAUCCGGCACCUCUCUCGGCAACUUUGCCCACAUCAAGCACCCGGACAUGAACGGCCCUGGCCUCAACUCGUCCAUCAUUGAAACGGUGUCUGCGCAGUUUGACAAUGGCGAGAUUAAGAACAUUUCCAUUGCUGGAGAAAUUGCCUUUGCUUACAACAGCAGCGACGGCAACGACAAGACCCACGAAACCAUCCGCAUCAACAAUUUUGCCCGUCUGGAAAAGAUUGGCCCGAACCGCAUCUUUGUGCAAAACGCAUCGAUAGAGCACCCCGACCAGUUUGCCCUCGAGCUGUCCCACAUCCCCAAGACGUCGACGGCCUUUUCCUACCGCGUCUUUGCCGACGAGAGCAGCCCGCUGGCCCUCAGCGGCUUCGUGCCGCUCAUCAUCAAGCCCGCGUGGAAGCCGCAGGGUGAUAAGCUCGGCCUGCUGCUGCAGUACCAGCGCAACCCGUCCUGCACCCUGUCCGGCCCGCUCACGCUGCACAAUGUCGUCUUCAUCGCCACCUACGAGGGCCGGGCCACCGGCGCCCAGACCAAGCCCAGCGGUACCCACCUCAAGGACAAGCACCUCGUCUACUGGCGCCUGGGUGACGUCGUCCUCGGCGACAACGACGCGAUGCACAAGAUUGUCUGCCGUGUCCUGGGCGCCGACGGCACGGAGCCCCUGCCGGGACACGUCGAGGCCCGCUGGGAGUACGCCACCGCGGGCACUGUCGCCACUGCGUCGGGCAUCUCGGUCGCGCGCCUGGCGGACGACGUCAAGGGCAAGGGCAAGGAGGUCGCCCACGAUCCCUUUGCCGAUGCGGAUGCGGCGUCGGAAACUGCUGCUGGACAGAGCUGGGUCGACGUGCCCCUGACGAGGAAGCUCGUCAGUGGUAAAUAUGAGAGCAAGUAA